Messenger RNA from Spirodela intermedia, 1550 nucleotides. NCBI's taxonomy places the organism in Eukaryota, Viridiplantae, Streptophyta, Magnoliopsida, Alismatales, Araceae. The record is from the annotation of a GenBank genome assembly.
AUGUAUGAAUUGCAUCAUCAAAAUAAUUCUAAUUUACAAAAUGAGGUUAAUCAGAUUAAUUAAAGAUUAGAAAAACCUGAUUUACUUAUUGACAAUAUUAGAAAGCCUCUUAACCUUCAAUUUAAUUCAAAUAAUACAUGUCCUAUGAAUGGUGAAAAUAAUUAUUCUAGGCUUAUAUUCAAAUAAUUCAAAUUAUUCUAUGAAUGGUAGAAAAAAAAUUGAUGUUGGACAAAAAGUGUGCUUAUAUGAUUCUAGGCUGAAAUUAUUCUCAGGAAAAUUAAAAUCAAAAUGGACAGGGCUUUAUGUGGUGGAAGAAACAUAUGAUCAUGGGGCUGUAAUGAUUAAAGAUCCUAAAAAUGAUCAUAACUUUAAGAUAAAUGGACAACGGCUUAAACAUUACAUAGAACAUGAACACCUUGCAGAAAAAGAAAAAUUAUUAUUAAAAGAAAUUUAAGAGUAAGAUUAAUAUGUCCAACUGGAGAUAUUAAAUUUAGCGCUGCAUGGGAGGCAACCUAUGGUUUUUAUUUCAUUCUAUUUUUUUAAAGCUCUAUUUUUCUUAGAAUUUCUCAGUACUUGUUUCUGUAUUUGGUUUUUUUUUCUUCAAAAAAGUACAGGAGGAGUGUAAGAUGAAGUGGAAAAUUAAAAACGAAUUGAGGUGAUGUCUUUUUGAGCUUUAUCAUUUAUAAUAACAUUUUUAGUUCUUAACUUUGUAUAUAUGCAUGCUUCACUUGAAAAUUAUAUUUUCUGCAUAUUCUGUUCUAAUUUUUCUGUGUCAUUGAGGACAAUGUCAUUUUUAAGUUGGGGAGUGAAGUAUUAAUUCUUAAUUUAUGCUCUAUGACAAUUAAGAACAUGUGUUUACAUUUUUUUUCAUGCUCACUUAGAACAGCAAUUAAUUUUUUUUUUCAGAAAAACUACAACAUCUAUUUUCUAGUUUUCUAUAGUAGAAAAAAACAGCCCAAAAUUUAAAAUUCUAGAUACCUUUUUCUCACAUUUCAAUCCCUUGGACAGAUAUUACUGAAAUUCGAAAUUACAACUAUAAAAAGGAUAAUUUUGAUUUAUUUUUGACAAAUUUAUUGUUGUUAAAAAUAGAACUGAAAAUAGAACUAAAAAUAGAAAGUAAAACUGUUAGAACUAUCUAAUUUACAAAUUUCUUACAUCAUAUUGCAUGCCCAAAAAUUAAAUCAAGUAGAUUGAUUGAUACCAAAAGAUACUAGGAAGAUUAUUAUUGAGCUAAAAGAAUGAUUUAAUAACAUGAAAUGUUGGAAUACUCUUUUGAUACAUGAUAGAUAACAUGGAUUUAAUUUUAUAGAUUUUUACUUCAUGAUCUUGAUGGAUAAUAUUUACUUGAUGUGAAAAUUUGAUUGAUCAUUUGAGUUUAAUGGAGAGUUUCCAAUCUUGAUCUAUAGGACUUGUGAGGAGAAAUCACUUAUUUCAAAAAAAAUAAAAAGACCAAUGUGAAAAAUCUAGAAAUGAAGAGUACACAUGGAGGGUGUGAGACAUCAUUCUCAUUGUUGAAAAUUGUGCAUAGAAAAACAUUUGCUGCAAAGUAA